Castor canadensis (American beaver) is the source of this 1512-nucleotide messenger RNA. RefSeq names its product keratin, type II cuticular Hb1. Gene Ontology annotation, cellular component: keratin filament. Gene Ontology annotation, molecular function: structural constituent of skin epidermis. NCBI's taxonomy places the organism in Eukaryota, Metazoa, Chordata, Mammalia, Rodentia, Castoridae. The record is from RefSeq and is a predicted model, not a curated record. Gene Ontology annotation, biological process: intermediate filament organization; keratinization.
UUCAGAAGCACCAUGACCUGUGGAUCAGGAUUUGGAGGCCGCGUCUUCAGCUGCGCCUCGGCCUGCGGGCCCCAGCCCGGCCGCUGCUGCAUCACCGCCGCCCCCUACCGCGGCAUCUCCUGCUACCGCGGCCUCCCUGGAGGCUUCGGCAGCCGCAGCGUCUGCGGGGCCUUCCGCGCUGGCUCCUGCGGGCGCAGCUUCGGGUACCGCUCCGGCGGUGUGUGCGGACCCACCCCACCCUGCAUCACCACCGUGUCGGUCAACGAGAGUCUGCUCACGCCCCUCAACCUGGAGAUCGACGCCAAUGCGCAGUGCGUGAAGCACGAGGAGAAGGAGCAGAUCAAGUGCCUCAACAGCAGGUUUGCUGCCUUCAUCGACAAGGUGCGCUUCCUGGAGCAGCAGAACAAGCUGCUGGAGACCAAGUGGCAGUUCUACCAGAACCGCAAGUGCUGCGAGAGCAACCUGGAGCCACUGUUUGAGGGCUACAUUGAGACACUGAGGCGGGAGGCUGAGUGUGUGGAGGCUGACAGCGGAAGGCUGGCCUCAGAGCUCAACCACGUGCAAGAGGUGCUGGAGGGCUACAAGAAGAAGUACGAGGAGGAAGUUUCUCUGAGAGCCACAGCCGAGAAUGAGUUUGUGGUUCUGAAGAAGGACGUGGACUGUGCCUACCUGCGCAAGUCUGACCUGGAGGCCAACUCAGAGGCGCUGACCCAGGAGAUCGACUUCCUGCGGCGAUUGUAUGAAGAGGAGAUCCGCGUUCUCCAUGCCCACAUCUCAGACACCUCGGUGAUCGUCAAGAUGGACAACAACCGGGACCUGAACAUGGACUGCAUUGUCGCUGAGAUCAAGGCUCAGUAUGAUGAUAUCGCCAGCCGCAGCCGGGCAGAGGCUGAGUCCUGGUACCGCACCAAGUGUGAGGAGAUAAAGGCCACAGUGAUCCGGCAUGGAGAGACCCUGCGCCGCACCAGGGAGGAGAUCAACGAGCUGAACCGCAUCAUCCAGAGGCUGACGGCCGAGGUGGAGAACGCCAAGUGCCAGAACACCAAGCUGGAGGCCGCGGUGACCCAGUCAGAGCAGCAGGGCGAGGCAGCCCUCACUGAUGCCCGCUGCAAGCUGGCUAGCCUGGAGGAGGCCCUGCAGAAGGCCAAGCAGGACAUGGCCUGCCUGCUGAAGGAGUACCAGGAGGUGAUGAACUCCAAACUGGGCCUGGACAUCGAGAUCGCCACCUACAGGCGCCUGCUGGAGGGCGAGGAGCACAGACUGUGUGAAGGCGUUGGGGCUGUGAAUGUCUGUGUCAGCAGCUCCCGAGGCGGGGUCGUAUCCGGGGACCUUUGCAUGUCAGGCUCUAGGCCUGUGACUGGCAGUGUCUGCAGCGCCCCAUGCAGCGGGAACCUGGCAGUGAGCACCGGCCUGUGCGCGCCCUGUGGUUCUGCAGCAUCCUGUGGUGUGGGAACCUGUGGAGUCAGCUCCUUUGGUGUGGGGUCCUAUGCCAGCAGCUGCCGGAAAUGUUAG